AUGCUGACUGCUGCCCUACCACUGCUGAUGGUGGUGGCAGUGGUUGAAUUUCUCAUUGGCUUGGUGGGAAAUGGAGUCCUUAUGGUCUGGAGUUUUGGUGAAUGGGUCAGAAAAUUCAACGGGUCCUCAUACAACCUCAUUGUCCUGGGCCUGGCUGUCUGCCGAUUUCUCCUGCAGUGUCUGAUUAUGAUGGACUUAAGCCUGUUUCCAUUUUUCCAGAGUAGCCGUUGGCUUCACUAUCUCAGUAUCUUCUGGAUCCUGGUAAGCCAGGCCAGCCUGUGGUUUGCCACUUUCCUCAGCGUCUUCUACUGCAGGAAGAUCAUGACCCUUGAACAUCCUGUCUGCUUGUGGCUGAAGCAGAGGGCCUAUUGCCUGAGUCUCUGGUGCCUUCUGGUGUACCUCAUGAUCAGUUUGUUACUUGUAGCACACAUUGGCUUAAAGCCCUAUAAUCCUUCUCAAGGCAACAGCAGCAUUCUGUACCCCCUUAAAAGCUGGCACUACCUGUAUAUAGUAAAGCUCAACGCAGGAAGUGGAUUGCCUCUCAUGGUGUUUCUUGUUUCUUCUGGGAUGCUGAUUGUCUCUUUGUAUAGACACCACAAGAAGAUGGAGGUACAUACAGCUGGUAGGAGAGAUGCUCAGGCCAAGGCUCACAUCACUGUACUGAAGUCCUUGGGCUGCUUCCUUAUCCUUCAUGUGAUUUAUAUCCUGGCCAGCCCCUUUUCCAUUACCUCCAAGUCUUCUGCUGAUCUCCUCGUUGUCUUCAUCUCUGAGACAGUCAUGGCUGCCUAUCCUUCUCUUCAUUCUGUCAUUCUGAUCCUGGGGAAUCCCAGGAUGAAGCAGACUUGUCAGAGAAUUCUGUGGAAGACAGUGUGUGCUUGGAAAUCCUAG
Messenger RNA from Canis lupus familiaris (dog), 888 nucleotides. RefSeq names its product taste 2 receptor member 5 (gene TAS2R5). NCBI's taxonomy places the organism in Eukaryota, Metazoa, Chordata, Mammalia, Carnivora, Canidae. Gene Ontology annotation, cellular component: membrane. The record is from RefSeq and is marked provisional. Bases 1 to 888 code for a protein of 295 amino acids. Gene Ontology annotation, biological process: detection of chemical stimulus involved in sensory perception of bitter taste; G protein-coupled receptor signaling pathway; sensory perception of taste. Gene Ontology annotation, molecular function: G protein-coupled receptor activity; bitter taste receptor activity. The transcript has a single exon.